AUGGAACCAAGCUACAACAACAGCUACAGCCACUACUACGGCGGCUGGAACGACGACGACGACGUCGUCGUCGUCUCCGUCGCAUGCGCUCCUAGCCUCCCUGCGGCUUCUAGCUACUCCAAAUCCUGUACGGCGGCCGCCGCCGCCGCCGCUUGCGAGCCCACCUCCUCCCAUUCCCCUCUCGCGCGCUGCGCCGCCGGUGGGCAGCUGCUGCUUCGAUUCGGUGGCGACGAGGACGAAGAAUCCUACAGCGUUCAGGAGGAUGGGAAUGGGUUGUGCAUGGAGCAGUUCAACGCCCUCAUGGGGGCCGCCUCCAUCUCCACGGCCACCGGCAGCAGCUGGUCGACGCAGGCCAGGUCGACCACGACUACCAGAGUUGCUGCAAACGGGCCCAGCGGCGGCAGCAGCGAGCAGGAGUUCCCGCAGCUCAUCGGCGUGCGGAAGCGGCCGUGGGGCAAGUUUGCAGCUGAGAUAAGGGACUCCACGCGCAAUGGCGCCCGCGUCUGGCUCGGCACCUUCAACACCCCCGAGGCCGCCGCCCUCGCCUACGACCACGCCGCCUUCGCCAUGCGCGGCCACGCCGCCGUGCUAAACUUCCCGGUGCAGCGGGUGCGGGAGUCGCUGCAGCAGCUGGGGAUCAGCGCCGCCGCUGGAGACUCCCCCGUGCUGGAGCUUAAGAGGCGCCACUGCAUGCGCAAUCGCUCGCUUAAGAACAAGAAAGCGGCCGGCAUGGACGACGGCCAUCAGCUGCCGGCGGCGACAACGAGCCGCAGCAAUCAAAAUCAAAACCAGCCGCCGCAGGAGCAACGCUGCGUGCUGGAGCUGGAGGACCUGGGAGCUGACUACCUGGAGGAACUGCUCGCCUUAUCCGAUUAUUCAUCGCAACCUGCUCCAUUUACCUAG
Panicum hallii is the source of this 903-nucleotide messenger RNA. Its product is annotated as ethylene-responsive transcription factor ERF094-like. Gene Ontology annotation, biological process: ethylene-activated signaling pathway; regulation of DNA-templated transcription. Gene Ontology annotation, molecular function: DNA-binding transcription factor activity; DNA binding. NCBI's taxonomy places the organism in Eukaryota, Viridiplantae, Streptophyta, Magnoliopsida, Poales, Poaceae. The record is from RefSeq and is a predicted model, not a curated record. The transcript has a single exon. Bases 1 to 903 code for a protein of 300 amino acids.